CUUGAGAGAGAAAGGGGGGGAGAGAGAGGUGAGUGGGAUUCCAACGUCGAAAGCAGAGCAGAACAGGCUGCUUCUCACAAAGCGCCCUGUUACUUCCUCUGAUAUUUCCAUCUCUCUCAGGGUGUCGUCUAUAUAAACACGUAUCUGAAGUCUGUCUAUGCUCUGUUUCCAGGACGUGAGAGAUUGAUCUGUUGGAAUCCUGGAGGAACUUUUCACGGUUGCCUGUUUCGGUUAAGUGCAGCAAUUUUGUCCACUAAAGUUGUAUGAAAAACCUUGGACCAAAAGAAGCAAAUGAAAAAUUAACAUUUGGAUCAAAAUCCUUUGUAUAGUCUGGGUGUCGGUUACUCGGUUUCUUCUUUGCAUACGUGGAUGCUGGGGUGAUGUGAACUGUUUUAUCUGAAGUAAAACAACUGCAAAGCAGGUAGCAACACUUAUUCUAACUAGGAACCGCUAGAUUUGGGUAAGCUACGAUAUUUGAACUCCACAGUACUUCAGUACGGAAUCGUAAUGGUUGUUAAUCAGACAAGAAUUUCUACUUGUUGCGGGUAAAUUAAGGCAACUUGUUGACUGCAGAAAUUGAACUUGCGAAUGGCUACAGUUUGCUGGCCAUAUUUUGAUCCUGAGUAUGAGAACUUCAGCAGCAGAAUCAAUCCUCCGAGGGUCUCUGUGGAUAAUGCUAGUUGCCAUGAUUGUACACUGAUCAAGGUUGAUAGUGUUAACAAACCUGGAAUUCUGCUGGAACUGGUGCAAAUUCUAACAGACCUUGACUUCAUCAUCACUAAGGCUUACAUAUCUUCAGAUGGUGGAUGGUUUAUGGAUGUUUUUCAUGUGACGGAUCAGCAAGGAAAGAAGAUAACCGACAUCAAAACCAUAGACUUAAUAGAAAAGGCUCUAGGACCCAAGAGCCAGAGCACGGAAGGGGUAAAGAGUUGGCCUGCCAAACGGGUUGGGGUGCACUCCAUUGGUGAUCACACAGCUAUUGAGCUCAUAGGCAGAGACCGCCCAGGUCUUUUGUCUGAGAUCUCAGCUGUCCUUGCCAAUCUCCAAUUUAAUGUGAUUGCAGCUGAAGUUUGGACUCAUAAUAUACGUAUAGCAUGUGUUCUUUAUGUCAACGAUGCUGCCCCCAGGGCCGUUGAUAACUCAAACAGAUUAUCUCUUAUGGAGGAGCAGCUCAAACACAUUUUACGUGGAUGUGAGGAUGAUGAGAAAGUGGCUCACACCAGAUUCUCUAUGGGUUUCACCCAUAUGGAUAGGAGACUCCACCAAAUGUUGUUUGCUGAUCGGGACUAUGAAUGUACUGGAGUAACAGCUGAGAUGGAUUAUCCUCCUUGUUUUAGGCCGAAAAUAAUGAUAGAACGUUGUGAGGAAAAAGGGUAUUCAGUGGUUAGUGUCAGGUGUAAAGAUCGGGCAAAACUGAUGUUUGACAUUGUCUGCACUCUUACUGACAUGCAAUAUGUUGUUUUUCAUGCCACAAUUUCAUCUGAUGGCCCUUACGCAUCCCAGGAGUACUUCAUUCGGCACAUGGAUGGAUGUACGCUUGAUACUGAAGCGGAGAAGGAAAGGGUCAUUAAAUGCAUUGAGGCUGCUAUUCAAAGAAGAGUAAGCGAGCUAUCUACUUGUAUUGUUGCAAUGGGUGUGAGCCUUGAGCUGUGCGCAAAGGAUAGAGUGGGGUUGCUAUCUGAAGUAACUAGGAUUCUCCGAGAGAAUGGCUUGACGGUUUGUAGGGCAGCUGUAUCCACCAUUGGAGAGCAAGCACUGAAUGUGUUCUACGUGAGAGAUGCUUCUGGAAAUCCAGUGGACACGAAGAUUGUUGAAGCACUUCGCAAAGAGAUGGGGCAGACCAUGAUGGUGAAGUUGAAGAGAGUACCAACCAACACCGAGGCGCCUGAGCCCCGAGGGUGGGCCAAAACAGGUUUCUUCUUUGGGAACCUGCUGGAAAGAUUCUUGUCGUGAACAAUUGCGUUCCCUAUUUUUGGGAAGGAGGCACAUCAUUAUAUAUAUAAGAAUAAAUCUGAUGUGUACUGUCCUUUGCCACUUUCUAUCAGACCUAUGCUCUGUAACUUAACCUUCCUCCAAAGUCCAAACCUUGCCCGCCUUUCAUUUAUUACUGUUUCUUCGUUUA
Molecule: messenger RNA, 2122 nt
Organism: Neltuma alba
Lineage: Eukaryota; Viridiplantae; Streptophyta; Magnoliopsida; Fabales; Fabaceae
Product: ACT domain-containing protein ACR3
Exons: 9
Coding region: 589-1953 (454 amino acids)
Source: RefSeq, a predicted model, not a curated record